Molecule: messenger RNA, 870 nt
Organism: Vigna angularis (adzuki bean)
Lineage: Eukaryota; Viridiplantae; Streptophyta; Magnoliopsida; Fabales; Fabaceae
Product: HMG1/2-like protein
Exons: 7
Coding region: 183-605 (140 amino acids)
Source: RefSeq, a predicted model, not a curated record
CGAUUCGAUUUUCACUUGCGUUUUCUCUACACUGCCCUUCCCCACAACCCUUCUUAUCCCCUCCCAUCGCGCCCAAACCUCACAGCACAACGUGCACUCUCACUUUUUCCUUUCUCUCUUGGAAACCCUUACUCUCUCCGCUAAUUCCACACAGAGUCUAUCUGUUUUCAUCUAUUCUUGUCAUGCCGAAGGUUAAAGCUGAUGCUAAAGCUGCCGAUAACAGGUUGAAGCGCAAGGGCGCUGGUGCUGGUAGGAAGCAAUCAAAGAAAGCUGCUAAGGAUCCUAAUAAGCCGAAAAGACCUCCAAGUGCUUUCUUCGUUUUCAUGUCUGAGUUCAGAGAGCAGUUCAAGAAGGAACAUCCAACCAACAAAUCUGUUGCUGUUGUUGGCAAAGCUGGUGGUGACAAAUGGAAAUCUCUGUCUGAGGCGGAAAAAGCACCCUUCAUUGCUAGGGCUGAGAAGAAAAAAGAAGAGUAUGAGAAGAGUAUCUUGGCUUAUAAUAAGAAAUUGGAAGGAAAAAAUUCAGAGGAAGAAGAGUCUGACAAGUCGAAAUCUGAAGUUAACGACGAGGAGGAAGACGAGGAGGAUGAUGAAGAUGAUGAGUGAAAUUUGCUACAUGUGAUGGAGCCUGGGAAGAUGUGGGGAAAAAUAUUUUGAAUAGAUGUUGGGUUUAGUAUUUGAUAGGACGGUUCCCAGCCCAUAUCACUUUGAUAAUUAGUUUCGGAAUUUUUAUUUGUUCUCUUUAGUUUUAGGUUAGUGCAAAAUUGAUAUUAGGGUCCAGUAUCAAGAUUAUGUACUUAAAGUCAAUGCUAUGAUAUGAUACGUUUCCAGUUAAUUUUCGAAGAAAUUCCAUUCUGCCUUUUAUUUUGUC